AUGCCGCCAUCCGUCUCUCUAAGAGAGGAGACAGUAGAUGGAGACACUCUUAAGGUUAUUGUUCAAGCAACACACCGCAAAAGCAACGAUCAUCCCGGCUGUAUCCGCGCAUCCACCAACUCCCUCCGCCUGGCAUUAGCAAGACAUUCAAAAGAACUCUUAGAGCAACUCUCUUCUCCUCCAUCACGCCUCAGGAGGCAAAGCACUUUCUGA
This is a messenger RNA of Eimeria maxima, 213 nucleotides long. RefSeq lists its product as hypothetical. The coding region runs from base 1 to 213 and encodes 70 amino acids. NCBI's taxonomy places the organism in Eukaryota, Apicomplexa, Conoidasida, Eucoccidiorida, Eimeriidae. The transcript is spliced from 3 exons. The record is from RefSeq and is a predicted model, not a curated record.